AUGCCGUUCUUUUCUCGCGUUUUUCGGAGCAAAGACUCUGCCGCGACCAAAAAUAAAGCUAAAACUGCUGUUGCUGUCGACACUACCCCGCAAAGCCCAAAUGGACUGAUGCCUGGCAACGCUCUCGAUACUCCAUUCCUGCUCCUCCCUUUCCGCCCUAGCUCUGAUCCGAGUGCCGCCCGUACAUUUAUUCGGAAUUACUUCAACCAGUCUUUUGACCAGGGUGCCCCAGUCAGUGGUGAUGGGUUGAUGCAGGAGCUGCGGCUCAAUGAGCCUAUGGUUCUUUGCAGUGUGAUGAAAUGGUGUUGGAGCAGAUUGCCAGGUGGUGUAGUGACCUGGGAAGCAUAUGAUAUGUUCAAAGUUGGUGAACAAGAUUCGGAUUUGGCCCGUGAUGCAUUUUCAACUUUUAUCCCUAUUAGUGUGGAUUCUGAUGCACGUACCAAGAUUAUCUUUGAUUUCUUUGACUUACUAGCUGCAAUUGCGGCGCAUGGUAAAUCUAAUGGUCUAGGUGGCCGAAAGUUGUCGCGAUAUGCUGGUUGGUGGGCUUUUGAGCAUCAUGACACUGGUAAUGGCUUUGAAGCCUCAUACAAAAACUGGGCCGCUGCGGCCGAUGCGACAAGUCAUUUGUUCUUUGCUUACCUGCGCUCGCUUUCCCCAGAGGUUUCUCGUGGAGUUUCUGGUAUCUCAUCGCUACCAAUUUCCCUGCAAACCCUAGUCGAGGCAACAGAGUAUCCUCCGGAGACCCCAACUCUUCUUCAAGUGACAACCACAAAGGUGGUCAUGAUUGUGGACACUGUAUCACCCACACCUUUCUCCCUGUUGCGCCGUGCAAAGAACUUUGAAUACCGCGACGAUCACUGGCACCUGCAAGAAUUUGCCAGCUAUGAAGACCCAAUCAAGGCCUUGACCGAUGAAUGUCUGCGUGUGUUAAAGUGUAUCUCAUCAACCAACGAAUCAAGUGUAUCAAGCUCAAAGCAGUCGACUAGCUUGCGUGAUGCAUCCUGGUCUCGAUUUGAGGAUAUUGGAUUCGGCGGCCCUAUCGACUCUGACCCGGAGGAUGAGGAGAGAAGAACCCUCACAAUUGGGAGAUCUAACACUGCCACUAGUAUCAAAACUGCACCACAGUCCCAAACAGGUGAUUUGGGCCGUCCAACCACUCCAUCCUGGGCAGACUUCAUGUCAUCUGGAUUCUCUGAUGAAAGCAGCAUGAAGAGCCCCGUUGGACUCCUCCUGCCACCGGACAAGGUUCUGCCGCCCAUUGCUGCUACCCGUGGAAUGAGCUCCCAGUCUCACAAACGUUCGUUGGACACCGAGCCCGCAUUGGAGCCAGCCGAGCUGGCUAGUAUUAACUCUUUGGAUCUCGAUGAUUCUUUCUGGUGGGUUUGGAUCACUAGUUUGUCUGGCGAUGAACCCUCGACACGCAAGGCAGUCUUUGGUCGUUGUGCUCUCUUGGAAACCGUCAUUCGGGAUACCAAAUGGUUGGUUCUUGAGGAGCAGAUCAAGGGUGCUGCUCCGGAGCCGGAUGCCGGGGCUGAGAUUGUUGAGAAGAAGCGCUUCUUCAGCUUCGGUAGUCGCAUGGGUACCACUAAGCUUAACCGCCGGAAGUCUUCAGCCAGAAAGGUCAGCUCCUCUGUGGAGGACUCCUACAAGCGACCUAACAACCCCGGCUCGCAAAGCAAGACCAGCAUUGGUCCUGAUCAACACAAGCGUAUCCAGGCUGCUGCCGCUGCUCUUCAGAAGCGACAGCGUGAGCAGGAGGCGGAGGCUUCUCAAACUGGUGGCAAGUCGCGUUCCGAUGCCUACUCUACCAAGACCAACUCAGUUAUGACUCUUCAGCCCGGUAUCGUGAACGAGGCCUCUUCAGCAAUGAAGUGGGCUAGCAAUUAUGACAAGAAUGAAUUCCGUGCCGCCUAUCUGAGUAACCAUCGUGCGGGAACUGGCGCUGUUUCCGAGGGGGCUGCUGAUGGCCCCGAGGAGCCUGAGUCUGAGCCAGUUGCGGAGACAAAUUCCCAGACACCUGCUGCUCCUCUUCCCCCAACUACAACCAAGGGUGCUCCGCCUCCACCGCCUAAGGACACAGCUGCGGUGGCGACGCCACUUCCACCCUCCCCUGAGCCAGUCAAGAAGACCUUGGCGAUCCUGGAGUCCGAGGAUAAAAAUGGGAAAAUCAAGGAUGCCGACACUGUCGUUAUGGCAGAGCCUAUUGAGUCCGAGGGCCAGACUGCCGAGGAAAGCAAGAAGCCAAAGAAGAAGGCUGGCAACACUGGGGGUUUCAAGAGCAUGUUUGGUGCUGGUAAGAAGAAGGUCGAAGCACCGGCUCCUGUUAAGACUUCUCCUUCGAAGGAGCCCAGCAGUAGUUCUGCAGUAGCCGCUGCCCGUGCUGCCCUCGAAGCCAAGGCCAAGGCUGCCCAUGAGAUUCCUCCAAAGGAAACGGCACCCAAGGCUGUGCUGAAGAAGAAGCCCCCUGUCAAGCCAUCCACACCUCAGCAGCAGGAGGAGGACCAGGAGCACAUCAAAUACCACAAGAAGACUACAGUUGUUGGUAGUGGUAGCCCACCUCAGACCAGACGUGGAGUUGAGUAUGAUGCUCUGUCUCGCGUUGGCACACAUGAGCGUGAUGCUGCUGACCAAGAGUUCUCCAAGUUUGACCAGGGUCCCUUGGUUGAACAGCCUGCCUUUGUCCCCGAGGAGGAUGCACCCGUCACUCCCAUCACCCCCACUGAGCCUGAGCUCCUCCGGACCCCGACCAAUGGUCACGAGGAGAAGGUCGAAGCAGUCAGCCCUGUGCAGAUUUCCGGGGACCGAUGGGCGCAGAUUCGCGAGAAUGCUGCUAGACGCACUGCUGUUGUCCAGGAGGAACCCGAAACCCGCACCAGCCAGUCUGAGCGCACCGACGAGGGAGAUACCAGUGGCGAAGAGACUAUCGAAUCUCGUGUCGCUCGUAUCAAGGCUCGUGUCGCUGAGCUCACUGGCAACAUGGAAGCCUAA
Molecule: messenger RNA, 2988 nt
Organism: Penicillium malachiteum
Lineage: Eukaryota; Fungi; Ascomycota; Eurotiomycetes; Eurotiales; Aspergillaceae
Product: DUF1708 domain-containing protein
Exons: 7
Coding region: 1-2988 (995 amino acids)
Source: RefSeq, a predicted model, not a curated record